Messenger RNA from Chara braunii, 2948 nucleotides. The record is from the annotation of a GenBank genome assembly. NCBI's taxonomy places the organism in Eukaryota, Viridiplantae, Streptophyta, Charophyceae, Charales, Characeae.
GUCCGGGCUGCCGCAACUGUCACAGGUCCGGGCUGCAGCGACUGUCAUAGGGUCGGGCUGUAAUAGUUGGCUAGAAUACCUAACUGCGUCUUCUGGCGGUCCAAUGGAACCCGACACGAUGGGGCCACAAUCGACCACGGGCGAAGCGGGAGAGGUGUACAGGACAUCGCCCGAUCGAGCUCUGAGGGAUCUGAAGGAACGAAUUAGGYGAGAAGCACCGCUGAGAUGGGCUGACCAAACCAAUGACGGAGGGCCCGACGUAAAGGGCGAACCAGUUGCGACAGAGCCGCAGGAGGCUCUAAAGAUGGAAUAUCUUGAGAAGUGGGAGCUUCACGCCAGCCGGAGUCAGUGGUCGGAGGAAGAGAUUAYAGAGAACUUCCUAUUUAAUGUGGACCCAAGUCUCAGUAGGGAAGUUAAGAAAGCUCGACCGAAGGAUGGGAAAUGGACUACGUACAAGAAGAACCUCGUUGAGCUUUACAAAUUGGAGGAUAACAAGUAUUCCAUCAAGGACCUUAAAACAAUGACUGGAGAUGAAGAUGAGAGCGUACGAGCAUUUGGGAUGCGUUUCCAGAAGAUCUCCGACGUACUGAUGAAGAAGGGGAAGAUCUCAGAGGUCGAGCGUUGUACUAUCUUCAUCGGACACUUGUCCAAAGAUAGGCAAAAGAGUAUACUUAGAGAUCUUCCGCGUGACAGGCUUGAUUUCCCAGAAGUCCUUAGGCUCGCGAUAAAGGCAGAGGCUGACGAUUACAAGGACUUGGUAUGGAGAGGGAUGAGGAGACGUGACUUCUCUCUCUACAAGGAGCAUGCCACCGAUAGAUGUCCUGAUUUCAAGGACUAUCCCUGGUCGGAGAAGAAUGAGGCCGUGGCUGAGGAAGUGAAGGAGAUACGGGACAUGGUGAAGGGAUUGACCAGACAGACCGAGACUGCAGAGAUCCCGAGCCGUUUGCGCGAGCAAGAAGGCUGGAUGAUUACCCGCGAAACCCUCGCUAUGAGGCCGAUCGGGGUAGAGGCGACUCCCGCGGCCGAUGGGAGACAGAUCAGGGCCGACGAGAUGGAUAUAAUGACGACAGAUACGAGAGAUCGGACCGAGAUGGAUAUAGGGACGACAGAUACUAGAGAUCGGACCGAGACGGAUAUAGGGACGACAGAUACGAGAGGUCGGGUCGAGAUGGCUACAGAGGUGGUAGGUAUGAAAGAGGAGAUCGGGACUGGGAACGACGAGAUGGGUCGCGCAGACGGUUUGAGCGCGGGGGAGAUGCGAGGGAGCAGUGCGACGAGUCGCGGGGGUGGUACAACCGAGGGGACCGACGCGAUGAGUCACGAGGGCGAUAUGACUCGGGGGACCGCCGGAAUGAUUCGCGAGGGCGGUAUGAGCAAGGAGGGUCUGGAGGAGACCGCCGCAACGAUUGGCGCGGUCGGAAUGAGAGAGGGGCAUAUGGCGUCUCAUCAGAACCAUAUCCCAAAUGGUCUGGGAGAUGUAUCGAUGUUCCCUUCGAUGAAGGAGAAUGUCAAAGCGAAGAGAGUAAAGUCGAGUAAAGAAAAGGAGCCGGUCAGGAGCCAGAGCAUCAAGAAAACCUUUGAGGGGGAUAUGGCGACCACACCCAUAAGGGUGGCAGCCACCAAGUCGGCGAGAGGGUCUACAUCGAAGAAGACUGACACGGAUUACGUGAUGGCGGAGAAGGACGGGCAGCGGGUCGAUGGAGAGGAGGUUAUCCUUUCGCCAGGAAAGCAGGGAGUGAAGAAGUUCUUAAUGAAGAGUUCGCUAUACGAGAUUGACACGGAGCGAGGACGUGUGAUAGAAAUCCUGAAGACAUGUGAUAAGGCCAUAGCUUUUAGUGACGCAGAGCGUGGUAGGGUUGAACCUCGAUACGCUAAGCCAGCAAGGAUUUACACGAUACCACAUGUUCCCUGGAAUGACACGGGAUGGAAAUACGCCCAGAAGGAGAAGGAAGAAAUUAUCGCUUUUCUGAAAGAAAAGAUGGUUUCCCAUGUUGCGGAGCCGUCUGAUAGCGCUUAUGCUAAUCGAUGGUUCUUCCUACGAAAGCCGAAUGGCAAGAUCCGAUGGUUCCAGGACCUUUACAAGGCCAACGCGGUGACGAUACGAGACGUGGGCUCCGUGCCACACGCCGAUUUACUGGCAGAAGGCGCCGCAGGUAAGUCGAUUUAUUCGGUCUGUGAUCUGUUCUCAGACUAUGAUGAGGUGCCACUUGACCCUAGAGACAGGCACCUCACGGCUAUGCAUACACCAUUGGGACUAAUACAGAUGAUGGUUGUCCCUAUGGGAUGGACUGAUGGGGUAGCCGUUUUUCAGAGAGCCAUGGUAGCCGUCCUCAAGGACUUCAUCCCUGAUAAGGUUGAAGUUUUUCUCGAUGACUUUCCUAUAAAAGGGCCAGUAAACAAGAAUGAGGCAGAGGUUGCACCUGGAGUUAGAAGAUUCGUCGAGCAGCUCCUAACGGAUAUUUGGGCGGUACUCGAGCAGUUGGACGAUGCGAAUCUAACAGUCAGCGGAGCAAAGAGCCGAUGGGCCGUCUCGACUAUUAAGAUCUUGGGCUUUAUCUGUGACUCGAGGGGACGCCGAAUAGAUCCGGCGAAGUUAGACAAACUCCUGAACUGGCCGUCACCAUUACAUAGUCCAACUGAGGUCCGACAGUUUCUGGGAGUGGUCGGUUACUGGCGUAUAUUCAUACGAGGGUAUGCGGAGAAGGCUGAGCCAUUGAGACUACUCCUUCGAAAACUGAGAAAUUCUACUGGGAUUCCUCGAAGGAACUCGCUAUGCAAGAGCUUAAAGAUGAAUUUAAGGAGGGAGGACGUGUACUGGGCGUGCCGUACUUUGAUGAUGAGGCUGGGAGACCCUUCAUAGUAGCCACGGAUGCUGGGCCUUGUUCGAUAGGAGGGUUGCUGUCGCAGAAGGACGCUGAAGGGAAGGAAAGACCAUUAAGAUUUGAGAG